This is a messenger RNA of Rosa rugosa (rugosa rose), 1676 nucleotides long. Its product is annotated as SURP and G-patch domain-containing protein 1-like protein. The transcript is spliced from 9 exons. NCBI's taxonomy places the organism in Eukaryota, Viridiplantae, Streptophyta, Magnoliopsida, Rosales, Rosaceae. Gene Ontology annotation, molecular function: RNA binding. The record is from RefSeq and is a predicted model, not a curated record. Bases 204 to 1496 code for a protein of 430 amino acids. Gene Ontology annotation, biological process: RNA processing. Gene Ontology annotation, cellular component: nucleoplasm.
UAAACCGACCCUACUCAAAAAACCAAAAGCGGUCUUCGCUUUCUCGUCCUCAAAACACAGAGAGAGAGAGAGAGACAGAGAUAGAGAGACGGUAUCGGAUUACAAUCCCUAAUUAGUUUCCCAAUAUCUCCAAUCCACCAACAUCAAUAAUUUUACUUCUGUGGAUUCCUGUAAACAGCUUAAGCAAACUUGACACUUUGCAAAUGGACAAAGGAGUGACUCCUAGCCUCUUUGUUAAUGAUGGUUCAUUCCUGGAAAGGUUCAAACAACUUCAACAAGAGAAGGAAAAUGAGAGGGGCGCUGCAGUAGAGGAUUCUAAGCUAGGUAAAGCUGUUUCAGGGAACCUUACCAUUGGUAAAACCAGUACUGAAUCGAAGGCUAAUGAUACACGCAAGACCACGCAUGCUGCUUCGGGUGGUAAACUUGCUUUCAGCUUGAAACAGAAGUCAAAGAUUGUGGCCCCUCCUGUUAAGUUAGGAGCAGAUGAGGAUGAAGAUGGAGCAGAUAUUGUAAAUGUUUCUGGUGAUGCAACAACUAAACGACAAAAGUUGGGUCAGCCAGAUGCGGCAGAGGAAUCUUCUGGACAAGUGGAUGUUGCACCACCUUCCCCAAGUGAUUCUACAGUGAAGAUAGUUGCUGACAAACUAGCAAGUUUUGUGGCUAAACAUGGAAGGCAAUUUGAGCAUAUUACACGACAAAAAAAUCCAGGAGAUAACCCCUUCAAAUUUUUAUUUGAUGAGAGCUGUGCUGAUUACAAGUAUUAUGAAUAUCGGCUUGCUGAUGAGGAGAAAGCCCUCAGACAGACCAGGGAGUUUGAAUCAUCACGUAAUGGAGGUUCAAGCAUGUCAACUUCUAAAUCCACAAGUGGUUCCCAAAGGUCUACUUUGAAGCAUCCAAGUUAUCAAACUCCUGCCUCUGCAUUGUAUGAAGCCACCGAGGAUCCAACAUAUGGGACUUCAUUGGGAAGGACAGGUGAGUCUAGUGGGCCAACAGGUGCAGAUCCUAUUGCCAUGAUGGAAUUCUAUGUGAAAAAGGCAGCACAAGAAGAGAGGAAGAGACAACCUAAACAGUCAAAAGAUGAAAUGCCCCCACCUGCAUCUCUUCAAGCGCCUUCGCUUAAAAAAGGUCACCACAUGGGCGAUUACAUCCCACAAGAAGAGCUGGAGAAGUUCAUGGCUGCUUGUAAUGAUGCAGCUGCGCAGAAAGCUGCCAAAGAAGCUGCAGAUAGGGCCAAAAUACAGGCUGAUAAUGUGGGUCAUAAACUCUUGUCUAAAAUGGGUUGGAAAGAAGGUGAGGGUCUGGGAAGCUCCAGAAGAGGAAUUUCAGAUCCCAUUAUGGCAGGUAAUGUCAAGAAGGACAAUUUGGGGGUUGGUGCUCAACAACCUGGAGAGGUGACUCCUGAAGAUGAUAUAUACGAGCAGUACAAGAAGCGGAUGAUGCUUGGUUACCGUCACAGACCUAAUCCUCUGAACAAUCCGCGUAAAGCAUACUAUUGAAUGCUGAUUACACUGUUCAAGCCAUAUAUUUCUGAUGGGUUUAGAAGUUCAUUGGGAGUUGAACCUAUGGAGUAAAAGGAAAUUGGAUUGGUAAAUUAGUGACGGAACAAAUUUGUAUUUGAAGUCAAACGUUUUGUGAAGUUGAGUGUUAAUCAAAAGAAAGUCUGAUUAUUUUUCUUU